Molecule: messenger RNA, 1143 nt
Organism: Ceraceosorus bombacis
Lineage: Eukaryota; Fungi; Basidiomycota; Exobasidiomycetes; Ceraceosorales; Ceraceosoraceae
Source: the annotation of a GenBank genome assembly
AUGUGUAAGUAACCUUCGCUCAAUCGAGAGCGCGCUCUUCACGCGGAGCUGACGAUGUGUUGCCUCUUCUACCCUGCCUGUUAGCGGAACACACUCUGCCCCAGCUCCCUUACGCAUACAAUGCUCUCGAGCCCGCCAUCUCUGCACAGAUUAUGGAGAUUCACCAUUCCAAGCAUCACCAGGCAUACGUCACCAACCUGAACGCCGCCGAGAAGGCUUACGCCCAGGCUGCCAGCGCCUCGGACGUUCGCAAGCAGAUUGAGAUUCAAUCUGCUAUCAAGUUCAACGGAGGUGGUGAGUGCGGUGGAAUGCUAGCUUUUCAGAGAGGCAAAUGCGGGCUAUGUAUGAGUAACUUGCCAAGCUCACGCUUCACGCUUGGUCGCUACCCAGGACACCUUAACCACACCCUGUUCUGGAAGAACUUGGCCCCCUCCAGCCAGGGCGGAGGUCAACUCAAGGAUGGUGCGUCAAAGCUGCAAUCAGCUCGCACAACGCGCGUGCUAAACAUGACGUUUUGUCUCUAUAGGUGUUCUCAAGCAGGCUAUCGACCGCGACUUUGGUUCGCUCGACAAGCUCAAGGAGCAGUUUAACAAGACCACUGCCGCCGUGCAGGGCUCCGGUUGGGGAUGGCUUGGCUACAGCCCAACCACUCAGAAGCUCGAGGGUGAGUUUGACAGCAGGUAUUGGACCAAGGAGGAAACAGCGGCAUUCUUACUUUGCCAUACUCGCCCCUGCGCCGCCUCGCAGUCGUGACCACCAAGGACCAGGACCCUCUGAUCACCCACGCACCUCUGCUUGGCGUUGAUGUUUGGGAGCAUGCCUACUACCGUGAGUGAUAUCAUUGCCCGUAGACUUUCCUCGAACUCCGCUGAUCCUUGUGUACUCCCAAAUACCAUAGUCCAAUACCAGGUUAGCCUCUCAGCGUCACCCCUCUCUCACCGCUCGCCCGCAGCUAGCUGACGGCUCCCUCUCGACCCACACAGAACUUGCGUCCUAAGUACCUUGAGGCCAUCUGGUAAGUCCGGGGCUUCGCGGCACUGCUAGGUCGGUCGCUCACAUCUGGAUCGGCCGCGCAGGUCUGUCAUCAACUUUGACGAGGCCGAGAAGCGUCUCAGCGAGGCCCAGAAGAAGGCUCAGCUUUGA